AAUGGUUGUGGUCUGACAACCGUCUCUCCUAAAUGAAGGCGGAGCUUGUGCAAAACAGUCGAUAAUUUUUUUAGAAACAAUCAGACAAGAUACACAUGGCUGCUCUAAGGGAAGUUUUGAAUUUCAACUCCAAGUGUUUUCGGGGGGUUAGAUCUUAUUUUUGUUCUUCUCCCGCUUUUCAAUAUUCAUCUCUUAGUCCCAACAAUGCAAGUUCAAAUGUUCAGAAAUUGGAUUUUGAGGAGAGCGAUACGAAGCGGAUGAGCAAAGCAAUGAAAUCAUACAUGGAGCGUGCAAAAAUUCAUGAUAAUUUCAUCAAGGAGCAAUUACACCAGUAUAAUAUUGGGAAACGACAUUUGGCAAACAUGAUGGGAAAAGACCCUGAAUUCUUCACUCAGCAUGAUGUUAAUGAGGCUAUCAGGUAUUUGUUUCCAUCUGGGCUGUAUGACCCACGAGCAAGACCAAUGAUGAAACAUCCUGAUGAAAUUUACCCCAAACGGAAAGCAGCAGAAUUUGAUAUGAAUGGCAGACCUUUUCACAGCUUAUUCUACACAUCAAAACCAAAUUAUUACAACCUUCUGCAUGAUUUAGCAGUCAAAUUUAAGCAGCUUGAUAACCAUGAAGAUAAAAUGAUAUAUAGAGGAAUUCAAGAUCAGCAGGCUAGUGAAUUGUUUCUGUUUGGAACUGACUGGGUAUCAAAGGAAAGUCUUGAGAGUGUUCUUCUUGAGAGUUUAACUGAUUCACAGUAUUCUAACUUGAUUAAAACGAUGGAACGCUUCGCUCAACACCGGUAUGCCGUUAGGGAAAAAAACUUCAUUAUGCAGUUUCGACAUCAACUAGCUGCGCAAACUGAAAUUCAAAAAAUCCCUGAGUUGACGCGUGAUGAAUCAAAUCGUCCGUUUACUACGUUCAGUGCUCGGCGGAAGAGAUCUAACGCUUUUGUGAAGGUAAUUGGCGAGGGUACCGGACUUAUAAGUAUUAACGGAGAAGACAUUCUUUACUUUAAACGAAAGCAAGAUAAAGAGCAGAUAAUUUUCCCGCUAGAAUUCUGCAAUAUGUUAGGGAAAGUGGAUGUCGUGGCCACUUGCGAAGGCGUUGGAAUGUCGGGAAGAGUGGGCUCCAUCCGACUUGCAAUAGCCAUGUGUCUGAGGUGUUUCGUGGACGCAGAAACUAUAGAACGCAUGCGUUUAGCUGGAUUACUUUCAUAUGAUCCACGCGAACGUGAAAGGAAAAAGCCUGGACAACCUGGUGCCCGUGAAAAAUUCACUUGGAAAAAACGAUAGUCAGCAUUUAAAUCUUACACAUGAGUAAAUACAAAUUAAUUCAUUUA
This is a messenger RNA of Daphnia pulicaria, 1327 nucleotides long. RefSeq names its product 28S ribosomal protein S9, mitochondrial-like (gene mRpS9). The transcript has 10 exons. Gene Ontology annotation, molecular function: RNA binding; structural constituent of ribosome. Gene Ontology annotation, biological process: translation. The coding region runs from base 96 to 1280 and encodes 394 amino acids. Lineage: Eukaryota; Metazoa; Arthropoda; Branchiopoda; Diplostraca; Daphniidae. Gene Ontology annotation, cellular component: mitochondrial small ribosomal subunit; ribosome. The record is from RefSeq and is a predicted model, not a curated record.